UCCGGGAGACCAGAUAUAGUGAAUGCAGGGUCCGGGGAGACCAGUUUAUAGUGAAUGCAGGGUCCGGGAGACAGAUAUAGAUAUAGUGAAUGCAGGGUCCGGGGAGAGCAGUUAUAGUGAAUGCAGGGUCCGGGGAGACCAGAUAAUAGUGAAUGCAGGGUCGGGGAGAGCAGAUAUAGUGAAUGCAGGGUCCGGGGAGAGCGGAUAUAGUGAAUGCAGGGUCCAGGAGACCAGAUAUAGUGAAUGCAGGGUCCAGGGAGACCAGAUAUAGUGAAUGCAGGGUCCGGGGAGAGCGGAUAUAGUGAAUGCAGGGUCCUGGGAGACCAGAUAUAGUGAAUGCAGGGUCCGGGGGGAGACCAGAUAAAGUGAAUGCAGGGUCCGGGGAGACCGGGGAUUACUGAAUGCAGGUGUCAGUGGGAGGAAUAGUGCCCCAUCAUUGGUGUCAGGGGGAGGAAUAGUG
Molecule: messenger RNA, 460 nt
Organism: Staurois parvus
Lineage: Eukaryota; Metazoa; Chordata; Amphibia; Anura; Ranidae
Source: the annotation of a GenBank genome assembly